This is a messenger RNA of Labeo rohita (rohu), 1186 nucleotides long. RefSeq names its product stomatin (EPB72)-like 3b (gene stoml3b). NCBI's taxonomy places the organism in Eukaryota, Metazoa, Chordata, Actinopteri, Cypriniformes, Cyprinidae. The record is from RefSeq and is a predicted model, not a curated record. The transcript is spliced from 7 exons. Gene Ontology annotation, cellular component: plasma membrane. Bases 62 to 904 code for a protein of 280 amino acids.
CAAAUACAUCUCUCAGAUACCCACAUAGCCAGUGCCGCUUCAAGCAUAGAAACAAACCCAUAUGGAAAUGGAGUCUGAAAUUGAGCGAGGAGCCCAGAGCAAGCAGAAUCUAAUCAGUGAAAAUAGCGGGGGUCUGGGCUGCUGUGGUUGGAUCCUUGUCAUCAUCUCUGCAUUUUUCUCCAUCUUGUUAUUUCCAGUCACCAUUUUCAUAAGCAUUAAGAUUGUGAAAGAGUAUGAGCGUUCUGUCAUAUUCAGACUGGGGCGGAUAACAUCCCGAAAAGCCAAAGGACCAGGAAUCUUCUUCGUCAUCCCCUGCACGGACUCGUUUGUCAAAGUGGAUCUUCGAACCAUCUCAUUUGACAUCCCUCCUCAGGAGAUCUUGACCAAAGACUCAGUGACAGUUUCUGUGGAUGGUGUUGUGUACUUCCGUGUAAGUGACCCUGUUGCCUCAGUUGCAAAUGUGAGUAAUGCAGAUUACUCCACUCGCCUAUUGGCCCAGACCACCUUGAGGAACGUCCUGGGCACCAAGAACUUGGCUGAAGUCCUUUCUGACAGAGAAGGCAUCUCCCACAGCAUGCAGAUGACUCUAGAUGAGGCCACAGAUUCAUGGGGAAUCAAGGUGGAGCGGGUGGAAAUUAAAGAUGUUAAACUGCCACAGCAGCUGCAGAGAGCAAUGGCAGCUGAGGCAGAGGCGGCGCGUGAGGCCAGAGCGAAGGUCAUUGCAGCAGAGGGUGAGAUGAAUGCAUCCAGGGCUCUGAAAGAGGCAUCUCUAGUGAUCGCAGAGUCUCCAUCCGCCCUUCAGCUCAGAUACCUCCAAACCCUCAACACCAUCGCAGCCGAGAAGAACUCCACCAUCAUCUUCCCUCUGCCCAUGGACGUCAUGAGCCACUUCAUGAAGAAAUGAUUGAUGAAUAUUCACAAAGUGUACAGAUGCUCACAAGUGAUUAAUUUAGAAAUUUUGCGUGAUGUUCUUACGUGUCAUGUUUUAUAUAUUUCAGUUUUUUGGUGUUAAAGAGAUGUCAUUUAUCUAUAACAGGGAAGAGUGAUGAGGUUUACAAAUGAUUUAUUUAAAAAUACAAAAUCCCUAUUAUAUUUUACAGCAUAUAUCUGUGUAACAACUUUCAAAUGCCAGUUUUAUAUUCUUAUAUGUAUGCAUGAAAUAAAAUAAACUACAAUUAAAAACAGA